Ostreococcus tauri is the source of this 2403-nucleotide messenger RNA. RefSeq names its product Spindle assembly checkpoint component Mad1. The coding region runs from base 1 to 2403 and encodes 800 amino acids. The record is from RefSeq and is a predicted model, not a curated record. Gene Ontology annotation, cellular component: kinetochore; mitotic spindle; nuclear envelope. The transcript has a single exon. Gene Ontology annotation, biological process: attachment of mitotic spindle microtubules to kinetochore; mitotic spindle assembly checkpoint signaling. NCBI's taxonomy places the organism in Eukaryota, Viridiplantae, Chlorophyta, Mamiellophyceae, Mamiellales, Bathycoccaceae.
AUGUCGCCCACGACGACGCGGCGAAGCGGACGCCUCAGCGCUCGCGUUGACGCCGAGACGUCCGCGGCGACGGAUUCUGGGACGCAGAGCGCUCGAAAGCGCGCGCGAUCGCCAGCAAAAGACGUCGCACAUAGCACAGCUCGGUCACGACCGCGCAGCACGCGUCGAGCGAGCGCGGAUGCGGGAGAGGGCAGUGCUUCGAGGGCGACGCGCGCGCUUCCGACGACUUCGCGCUCGGCGGCGAAGAAGACAGAGGCAACGCAAAGAAACGACGUCGCUCACUCGUCGGGAGACGAUCGGCACAUGGAUGAUGAGAUGGAGAUCGUUCGAGGCGGGACCGCAAUGGUGAACGCAUACGAGGCGACGAACAUGGUGAAGUCGACUCUCGUCGCCGAGUUUGAAAGACGAGGUGACAAAUUGAUCGAGUUCGAGCGCGAAGUGCGAGCGCUGAGGGAGAAAACGGAGCGAGCCGAGUCGCUUCUCUCGGCAACAACGGCUGAGGUGAACGCUCUGCGCGAGAUGAAGUCCGAGCACGAAAAGAUCAAGGAUCGGAUGCGAAGCGAAAUCGCCGAAGAACGUCAGGCUAACAUGUUGGCUCUCGAGCGCGAGAUUGAUCGCGCGUGCGAGGCAGAAUCGCAGGCUAAGGCGCUCGCGUCGGACUUGUCCAAGCUCAAAGAUGAACACAAACAGUUACGGUCGAGCGCCGAGCGCGAGAGACUGCAGGAAGAUUCAUCGGAUGAAGACGUCGCGGAUUUCUCAGAACGAGCCGCUGAGUUUGAGUGCGCCGCCGCCGAGCAGAGAGACGAAAUAUCAAGCCUCAAGAGCGAAAACGCCGAGAUGAAGAUGAAACUGGGUCGAAUCGAGGCGCAAUGCGAGGCGGAGACGACGCGAGCGAACCAAGCUGAGGAGGCGCUCCGUGAGUGCGAAGCUUUGGUCGCUCAGGCGGAGGCGGCGGUGCUUGAUAUGAGAAAACAAAUGGACGAAGAGAAGAGCGGCGGUGAUGCGCGGGAUUCGUCAUCUGAGAUGGAAGAGUUACGAUUUACGAAUAAAGCCUUGCAAGAAGAGCUCAGGAUCGCUUCUCGAGAGGCGGAUGAGGUGAAGACGUUACGGCGCAAGGCGGAGUUUGCCGCGACGUGCGAAGAGCGCGCGAUGGCCGCCGAGGCCCGCGCACUUCGAGCCGAAGCGAGCGUGAUCGACACGUCGUCCAUGCAAGCGAGAUUAGCGAAACUGGAGUACCUCGAAAGUGAUUGGGUUGCCGUCAUCGAUCGCGUCUCAGGUAGUGUCAAGGUGCCAUCCGAUCUCGUUGAGCGUGUCAUCGCGCUCGAGACUCGCCUCACAACGCAAGCUGGCGAUCAAGGAAAGAUGAUGUCUGAUCUCGCGGAGGCGCAGAUGAACGAGGCUGCUGCGACGCGUCGCGCCGCGGAGGCUGAAGAAAAGCAUCGAAAAGCCGAGGCGAGCUCCUCGAGCGCGGUUGAAGCGCUCGCGUGCGCCGAACGUCAAAUCUCUGUCAUGAAUAGGGAGCUGGAGAGUUUGAACAAGAUUGUCAAGUCUUACGAAGACGAGAUGAACGCCGCGGCGGCAAAGAAGAGCACGGAGAAACAUCAGAGUAAACUGGAGAUGGAGCGAGCGACUGAAGAGCUCGAGAAGUCGCUCGCAGCUGCGCAGAAGAAAAUAGCCGCGCUUGAGGAUGACGUGAAGCAAGCCGAGGCGAAAGCGGAGGCUGCCGCCGCUUCUGCCACCGCAGCUCCGACGCAAACGCCAGAUACGGACGAGAUCAUCGAAGCGCUAGAACGUGAGCGUGACGAUCUCGCGCGAAAGUUGAGCUCGCGAGACUUUGACCCGAAAGACGUCAAGGUGCUUCACUUCAAGAACAAUCCUGUCGCCGCCGCGAGGCAGAGCGCUUUGGAAAAGGAGUUGGACUUGCUGCGAAGCGAGGUCGAUGGACUGCGUAAAGCGAUGUCUAAAAUGCAAGAUGGAUCUGCCACGUCUGCGAGCGACGCCGAUGCGACCGUCUGGAAGAGUAAAUGUGAAAACUUGGAGAAGCGCGAGCAACGCCUCAUGACGUCUUUCAGCCGCGCGUCAAACAACUUCCGCAAGGCGUGUCACAAAAUUUUCGGUUACAAGAUCGAAAUGAAGGACGAAAAUGACGGUGCUGUGACGUUUACCCUCCUCUCCGACUACGCCGAGAAACCGACGGAUGCGUUUGUCUUCACGUACAACGAAAAAACGAUCGCUGUUUCACUCAAAUCCAACGCCUUUGUCGAGGCGCCGGACAUCAAGCGUUCCGUCGAUACCUUCGUCACGCGUCUCAACUCCAUCCCGGCCCUGGUCGCCAACCACACUAUCGAUACCUUUAACCGUGUCGACGCCGACGUCGAUAUUAUCGACGCCGACGUCUCGUAG